Morus notabilis is the source of this 1497-nucleotide messenger RNA. RefSeq lists its product as uncharacterized. The transcript has 2 exons. Lineage: Eukaryota; Viridiplantae; Streptophyta; Magnoliopsida; Rosales; Moraceae. The record is from RefSeq and is a predicted model, not a curated record. The coding region runs from base 1 to 1497 and encodes 498 amino acids. Gene Ontology annotation, molecular function: zinc ion binding.
AUGGACAAGACUAAGUUUGGAUCAUCUCAUGGAUCUACCUUCAGUGACGGAUCUAGUUUAGAAGUUGGUCAGUACUUUACAAGUAAGAAUGAUUUGAAGGAAAAGCUGCAUUUAAUAGCUUUGAAAGGGAAGUUUGAGUUUCAAACAACAAAAUCAAAUAAAGACGUGCUUGUAGUAGAGUGUGUGGAUCCGAAAUGUGUGUGGCGUAUCCGAGCCUGCAAACUGAGACUGUCGAACAUGUUUGUAAUCCGCAAGUAUAAUGGUGUUCACUCUUGCUCGUUAGAAAAGCGUUCAGCAAAGCACAGGCAAGCAACGUACUCCGUUAUUGGAAGUUGCAUGAAAAACCAAUUUAUAGGCGUGAAACAGGGUCCGGUUCCGAAAUCAAUUCAGAAAUAUACCCGUAACGAAUUCGGGACGGACUUCAGUUAUUAUAAAGGAUGGAAGGCUCGUGAGCAUGCACUUCAACUCGUAAGAGGUUUUGGUUGCAUGAGGAAAGUUAUCAGUGUUGAUGGAACGUGGUUGAAGGGAAAAUUCAGAGGUACGUUGUUAGUUGCCACUGCACAGGAUAGUGAACGUCAUUGUUAUCUAAUCGCAUGGGCCAUUGUAGACUCAGAGAAUGAUGCAUCCUGGACAUGGUUCUUCUCGAACUUGAAGGUGAUUAUCACUGAUUCUGAGGAAUUAGUAUUUAUUUCUGAUAGGAAUCAAAGUAUAAGUAAUGCAUUAUCUACAGUUUAUUCAUUAGCACAUCACGGUUAUUGCACAUGGCAUGUGUCUCAAAACAUCAAGAGUAAUUUCAGAUGUAGCAGUGUUCUGCCAUUGUUCUUUAAAACCACUGAGGCCUACCGCAUUGACGAGUUUUCUGUCUUGUUUGAUGAGUUGUUUGUAAGAUAUCCCAGUGUUGCUAGAUACCUACAGGAGGAAGUUUGUUUUGAAAUGUGGUCUCGUGCUCAUUUUAAAGGAAAUCGAUAUAAUAUUAUGACCACAAACAUGUCUGAGUCAGUUAAUGCAAUGCUCAAAGAUGUUCGAGAUUACCCUGUCAUUGCCCUCUUUAAUUUUAUACAAGCGAAGAUGUCAGAGUGGUUUAAUAACAGGCGGGUUGAAGCUUCUAAAACUAAAACAUUAUUAAAGCCAAGUGUGGAAAAAACUCUUCGUGAGAGGCACAACAAAGCGGGAUUUCUAACGGCCACAAGACUUAAUACUGUUGAGUUCCAAGUGACAGGUGGAGAGGCCACUGCAAUUGUCAACAUUGGAGCGAGGAGUUGCACUUGUCGUGUGUUCGACCUUGAGCAGAUACCAUGCGAGCAUGCAAUAUCAUGUUGUAGAGAAGCAGGAAUAUCUCUUCAUGAUUUAUGCUCAAAAUACUACAGGACAGAAGUUUGGGCUCUUGCGUAUGCUGAGACAAUCUAUCCUGUGCCGGAUACUUCGCAAUGGGAUAUUCCGAAUCACGUAAAGGAAGUUCGCCUCUUUUCCACCGCGAGUUGUACCAAAGAAGGGUAG